AUGCAGCCCUGGACGGCCGAGCCCCGGGGCCCCGCGCCCGACGACGACUACUACUACUACUACUACGAUUACUACAACGGCAGCGGCGGCUCGACGUGCGGCGGCGAGGGCGACGAGGCGGAGGACUGGCAGCUGUCCUAUUCGCUGCUGCCCCUGCUCUACGCGCUCGUCUUCGUGCUCGGCCUGUCGGGCAACGGCGCGGUGAUCGUCACGCUGUGGCGGGCGCCCGGCGCCGGGCGGCGCCCCUCGGACGCCUACCUGGGCCACCUGGCCGCGGCGGACCUGGCCUUCGUGGUGACGCUGCCGCUGUGGGCCGCCUACACGGCGCUGCGCUUCCACUGGCCCUUCGGCGCGGCGCUCUGCAAGCUCAGCAGCUACCUGGUGCUGCUCACCAUGUUCGCGGGCGCCUUCUGCCUGACGGGCCUGAGCUUCGAGCGCUACCGGGCCGUGGGCCGGGGCCCCGGGGCCGUGGGCCGGGGCCGGGGCCGGGGCCCCGGGGCCCGGGCGGCGCUGGCCGCGCUCUGGCUGCUGUCCGCGGUGCUGGCGCUGCCCGCGCUGCUGCUGCGCGACACCCGCGCGCGGCCGCCCGCCAACCUCACGGUGUGCGACGUGGACUUCAGCGGCGUGGCGGCCGCGCCCGAGCACGAGGUCUACUGGCUGGGCGGCCUGAGCCUGGCCACCACGCUGCUGGGCUUCGCGCUGCCCGCGGGGCUCAUGGGCGCCUUCUACUGCCGCGUGGGCCGCGCCGUGCGCCGCCCCGUCGGGGCCGCGGGCCGGGGCCGGCGGCGGCGCCUGCUGCGCCUGCUGGCCGCGCUCGUGGCCGUCUUCGCGCUCUGCUGGCUGCCCUUCCACGCGCUCAAGAGCCUCCACGUGCUCGGCAGGCUGGGCGUGCUGGCGCUGCCGUGCCCCGCGCGGGCUCUCGUCGUGCGCCUGCACCCCUACGCCACCUGCCUGGCCUACGCGAACAGCUGCCUCAACCCGCUGCUCUACCCUCCACACCUUCUCCCCCUCCCCGAUUCCCCUGCCUUCUUUCUAAGGGCAGGGCGAUCUAGUCACAGUAACACAGUCGUAGAGCUGAAAACGAAGUCAGAUGUCAUCGAGUCCAAAUCCCCUCAUUUUACAGCAGGGGGGAGGAGGCACGUCAAGCGGGUGCUUGCAUGUACCUUAAAACAUGGACACAAUAACAGAGGCGGCGAGGCUUGGUGUGGCCGGGGAGCUGGCCUCUGGGUCCGAAGACCUGGACGCAUUUACUGCCUCAGGCACAGCCUGUCGGAGCAGGGCGCUGUGACCCUGGGCCCAGCCCGUUAA
Messenger RNA from Vombatus ursinus (common wombat), 1308 nucleotides. RefSeq names its product apelin receptor B-like. The record is from RefSeq and is a predicted model, not a curated record. The transcript is spliced from 4 exons. Gene Ontology annotation, cellular component: membrane. Lineage: Eukaryota; Metazoa; Chordata; Mammalia; Diprotodontia; Vombatidae. Bases 1 to 1308 code for a protein of 435 amino acids. Gene Ontology annotation, biological process: G protein-coupled receptor signaling pathway; immune response. Gene Ontology annotation, molecular function: G protein-coupled receptor activity.